AAAAAAAGUUUCUUUAGUCCACAUAGAAAUAAAAACAUUGAAGUUUAUGUCAUUAAUUGUCAAGCACUAGUUUAUCAGUGAAAUUGAUGAUAUUUGAAAUUAUAUCAGAUUAAAGUCCUCUUUGUGUUUAUCAUAAAAUGAACAAUGGAAGUUGAACAAAAUAUCAAGGAUUAUAAUGAAAUCGAAAAUGAUAUGAACAAAACAAAAAGUGAUGAAAUUAAAACAUGUAAUGUUUCAAAUGGAGGCCAAGUGAUUCACUCAACUGACAAGGAAAAUGCUAAUCCAAACAUGGAAAAUGCACGAAACAGCAUAAGGCGUCAUGACGAACCUUCAGAAUUGAGCUUUGAAACUGCGCCAGAAAAUCAGGAAGAAAAAGCAAAAAGAAAACUAAUUGAAAACGCACUUAAAGAUCCCACCACACCCCUUGAAAAAUGGAGGGAAUUCGCUAAAUCAGAAUAUGGACUAAUUAAUGAUGAUUUACGACGCAGUGUGUGGCCUCUUCUUCUUGGUGUUGAUCGUGAACAAUGCGAUCCAGUACCAACAUUGGAGGAAUUAAGUAAUCAUCCCGAGUACAAUCAAGUUGUAUUAGACGUCAACAGAAGCUUGAAAAGAUUUCCACCUGGAAUUCCAAUUCAACAACGUCUUGCCUUGCAAGAUCAGUUGACUGUGAUAAUUCUCCGAGUUAUUACAAAAUAUCCACAUUUAAGCUACUAUCAGGGCUAUCAUGACAUUGCUGUCACAUUUCUUUUGGUUGCUGGCGAGGAGAUCGCAUUUCAUAUUAUGGAGAUAUUGUCAACAGACCAUCUUGUUGAGUGCAUGCAGAAGACAUUUGAAAUUGUCCAAAAAAGAUUACUCAUAAUCUACGCGCUUAUUUGGCGAGAGAAUCAAAAAUUAUUUGAAUAUUUGGAAAGGAGUCAAUGUGGUUUGUUAUUUGCGCUGCCUUGGUAUUUGACAUGGUUUGGUCAUAGUUUGAACCAAUAUCGAUCAGUCGUUAGAUUGUACGAUUAUUUCCUAGCUUCAGAACCACUAAUGCCGCUUUAUGUCACUGCAUCGAUUGUUUUAUAUCGUGAUGAAGAUGUUUUUCGUGAGGAUUGUGAUCGUGCUAAUCUACAUUGUCUGUUAUCGCAACUUCCCGACGAUCUCCCUUUUGAGUAUCUUCUUAUAAAAAGUGAAAAGCUUUAUGAAAAAUAUCCCCCACAUGACUUGCACCGUGAUAUCGAGAAGAUCAUUGAGCGAGAACAAAAAAUACGAGAAGAAGAAGACAAAAUAUUUGAGACGAGACGACAGAUGAUUCAACGAAGAAGAAACCCACAACCACCCGCACCGUCGUUCAUCUAUCGACUCUUCCCUCAAGCUAUUUUAUUCAAUCGCAAAUCAAUUAUUGUGACCACAGCAUUUUCGAUCGUUAUCGGAAUAUUUGCUUAUUAUUAUAAAAAUAAUGGAACGUUUCACGUCGAUGUGAUUAGAUGAGGUUUACUUCACCAGCCGGCACAAUUAUACUAUCGCUUCUUGAUGAAAUAAAACAAGAUAAAAAUGAGUAAACAUUUCCACACUUAUGGUCUUAAAUGUUGCAACUUGCAAAAUGUUAUAUUCAUAAAAAUAAAUUAAAUUCAUCAAAGCUCGAUUGAUUCGGCUGCGUCAAUUCUCUUCUCGUUGUUGAUCUUUUGUAAACAUUAUUUAUUGUUUGUAAUUUUAUUAAAAUUAUAUUUUCUCCUAAUUGUAGUUAAUUAAGCAGGGUUUUGUGAUUUUUUUAAAUAUUUCGCGUUAUAAAAUAUGUUAUUAGCUUUUAAAUUCAAUUGCAUAAUGAAUAAAAUGAAAUAUUCAUGUUAGAUAUUUGGAAAUUAAUGUUUAUGAUCUGUGCAAAAGAUUUAGAACAGAUAAUUAAUGUUUCUCUUCGUUUUAAUGUUAGUAAAAAUUUAAAUUCUGGAAUUUUCAUAACAAUUUUUAGUGCACGCAACUAAAAUUUCAUUCCACCUUUUGAUCGAUUAAUCUUCAAUAAAUUUUUUAAAAACACAUGUAGCAACAUUAAUCUUUCAAGGCAGGAAAGUUUUACUAAUCACGCCAACAUAAAGAAUAAUCAAACAAAAUAUAUGAGCCAAGUGUUACUGUACAUAAAUUAAUAAACAGAUAAAAUUCUAACUGAUAGAAACAAAAAUUUUUCUUUAAUUUUUAAACUUUAAUUUCAUUCAUAAUUUAUUUAUCUUAAUUUUGGUUUUUUCUUUCUCAAAUAAAUGAUGAAAAUAAUUUUCUAUUACUUCCUAGGGAAUUUCUCUUACGACAUAAUUUUUCUUCUUCUUUUUAUAUUAAAUAUUUACAGAUUACUGCAUAGCAAUUUAUUUUACGAUUGAGAAGCGGAAAUGUUUUUUUCGCAGGGAGAAACUGUUUCAAUUAAUUCAAGUACAAAUUUUAUGUUUAAAAUCGAGAACUUCCAGAAUGUUUUAUAAGCUUUGAGCUCAUCAAAACAUAUCACAAAUCCCUUACUGUAAUGCAAGAAUUCUCUGAUUUUAAUUGAAUAAACAUUAAAAAAACACAUGUCCAGAAAUAUGAAGCAAAUGUGUAUGAUGUGUGGUUAAUUUAGGAUGAUUUGAGAAAAUUUAAUAAACAUUGAAAAUAGGCGAUAACAAAAGCAGAAGGAAAAUAAUCUGAACUUGUAAAACAAUUCAACAUAAAAUGUCUUAUGAGCUAUUAAAAGCAUAUGUUCGAUUGAUAACUUUACUUCUUUGCAAGAGCGAAGCCUAAGCCGAGCAAACCACCAAAAACUAGCAAAGCGCCUCCAGCUAUGGCUGCAUCUUUCUUGAAUUCCUUGCUCAUUUCUUUUUCAAUAUAUUCCUCAAGUAAAAGUACUUGCUGAUUAUUUGGUUCGAUUUCGAGGAAGGCUUUGACAUAAUUUUGCGAUGUUGGUAAAUCUUUAAUACGACAGUAAGCAAUAGCCAAAUAGUAAAUAUAAUCGCGUUUAUCAUCAGGAUUGUCCUUGCAAAGUCCCUCAAAAAUUUUAAUUCCAUUAUUUAUAUCAGCGCCGUAUUUACUUCUAAUCAAGCACCAGGCAUAUUCAAAUUGGGUUUUUGCUGUCACACAUUUCUUUUCAUGGAGUUCUUUCAUAUAAACUUUCUCAAAUUUCUGAUCCAGCUCUUGUGGUGUUAUCGUGUCGCUGAGGAUUUCCUCCAUAUUUGUUGGUGUGUCUUUUGAGCUCCACAUGCAGCAAUUACUUAAAUUUAUAUCAGGAAAGGGAUUUUUGCAGUUUUUUCUAUCUUUUUU
Messenger RNA from Clunio marinus, 3255 nucleotides. The record is from the annotation of a GenBank genome assembly. Lineage: Eukaryota; Metazoa; Arthropoda; Insecta; Diptera; Chironomidae.